Messenger RNA from Lingula anatina, 1556 nucleotides. RefSeq lists its product as uncharacterized. The record is from RefSeq and is a predicted model, not a curated record. Lineage: Eukaryota; Metazoa; Brachiopoda; Lingulata; Lingulida; Lingulidae.
CUUUCUGCUCGUGGUAUUGUUCACAGGUACCUCGCAAACGCUUAGUUAACAGGAUGGGGACUGUACGCAAGAUUAGCGAGGUGUUUUUUGUAGGCUUGACUUUACUGGCUUGUUUUGGGGAUGCUGAACGUAUGAUGUUUAGUAUGGCAGGUGAGGAGGUUGAUGGGGUCGACGAUGAAGGAACGUUUCUUCAGAUGUACGCUGAUCCAUAUAACGCCACCUUAAUGGACACGGCAAUGGCAAUGCAAGGAGGGCGUCCUGGAUCUGCAACUAACAGCCACAGCUGUUCCCGUGUCCGCGCAGUACCCCGAGAACUGCGCAGUGCCAGAUAUAUGGCACCACGAGGACUGACAAGUUUCUAUCAGAAGUACACGGAAGCGUAUGGCGUUCCCAUAGUUUCAUCUAGAAAUGUACCGGAUGAAGCUCUGCGUCGGGCUUGCUAUGUUGUCCGCUUUUUAUUGGCUGAUCGAUACGAUGUCAGGAACUCCUUGUACAAGAGAUCAGGACGCUUUGCGUUGAUUGGCGCCAGGGAGAAUACCAACAGCAUCCCAGAACACUCCUUCCUCGGCUCCUUCUGGAACACGCGGGCACGUGGCCUAGGUGGCACGGAGAGCGCACCUGUGUCCACCGUAGGGGAGGAAAACGCCCUGUGUUACAGCAGCGACCGGUGGCGCCCCGAUGACAUCAACCUCCACGAGUAUAUCCAUGGGACCCACAUCUUGGGAGCCAGGUACGCCAUCCCAGGGUUCGAGAGGAGGCUAAUUGCCGCUUUUAACAGCGCCAGGAGACGUGGACUCUGGGCCAAUACGUAUUCUUUGAGUACUAAAGAGGAGUAUUUUGCGGAGGGCACCCAGAGUUACUUGAACACUCACGUCUUCUCUGCGCGGCCAAAUGGUAUCCACGGACCUAUAGAUACCAGGGCAAAACUGAGGAACUACGACCCAACACUGUACAAUCUGGUCAAAGAAGUCUUCCCAUGCGAUAAUACGUAUAUUAAAAAGUGCGGGAGCAGAGGACCGGAGGAAGCUCAAGUAUUGAAAAUGAAUUGCAAUGGAAACGGCGGAACCGGGGGAGGCACUGGGGGAGGCACCGGAGGAGGCACUGGCGGAGGUACCGGAGGGGGCACUGGCGGAGGCACUGGAGGGGGCACUGGGGGAGGCACUGGCGGAGGCACUGGGGGAGGCACUGGAGGAGGCACUGGAGGGGGCACCGGAGGUGGCACUGGAAAUAACUGUCGGGAUUCCAACGGCAGGUGCCCCUCCUGGGCAAGAAGAGGAGAGUGUACUAGGAACCCACGGUAUAUGCUGCGCUUCUGUAGACUGAGCUGUCGGCAGUGCUCCACUAACAUUAAGACGGGUGAAGGCGGCGGUGAAGGUGGAACCAGUUGUACCGACGUGCGCGGCAAAUUCUUCUGUGGAUAUUGGGCCGAUAGAGGUCUCUGCACGUCUCGAAGACAAUACAUGUCGCAACACUAUGGGAGAGAUAUACAGGAGGAGGGACAGAAAUUUUGUAUCAGGCAGAUAGGGAAAGGUACAUUAUAUCGAGAUUAUUUGUAA